Messenger RNA from Tarenaya hassleriana, 1450 nucleotides. RefSeq lists its product as uncharacterized. The record is from RefSeq and is a predicted model, not a curated record. The transcript is spliced from 5 exons. NCBI's taxonomy places the organism in Eukaryota, Viridiplantae, Streptophyta, Magnoliopsida, Brassicales, Cleomaceae. Bases 239 to 1222 code for a protein of 327 amino acids.
CCUGAUUUCUCUCCUCCUCUAUCCAUCCAUCUCCCUCUUUCCCCUGAAGAAACUCCAUUUUUGCCCCUCGAAGCUUCGAAUUUGAAGCUUCAGCAGAGGGAUUGUCCGUUUCCUGCUUCAGCAUCUGCAAAUUUCGUUAUUCCCAUAUUUGCACGGACGAACAAAUUCGAAGACAACCCCUAGCUCAUGAUUGAGAUUAGGUCCUUUGAGUAGAUGAUUUGGUGCUCAGCUGGGGAAAAUGGUGUUGGUAACCCAUAAAUUGCAGGGUUCACAUAUCCUGUUUCCUCGGAGUUCACCAACAUGGAGCAAAGGCUUGAUUCCAAAGCGACCUAUUACAAAGGUGCAUCUCGUCGGGAGUAAAGAGAAACACUUACGAUUGAAACAGACGUGUGGUGUAAGAUUGAAGGCAAAACCCUUUAGAGUUGCAUCUUUCAAAGGUGGCAUCUGCAAUGGCGAUGCCGGAGGAAGUGAGAGUGGAACAAAAGUUUCCAAUAACUCGGUUAAAGUAUCUUACCGUCCAGAUGAUGAUGAAAACAGAACACUUUCAUAUGCCUCUCAAACAGAGGAUUCCAUUACAGGACAAGCAUCUAUUCAGAAGCUUUUCAAGAAGUGGUUAAUGAUACUGCACACUCAAUCACCUGCUGGAGAAACUGAUGGAGUUUUGGAGGAACAACUACCUCAAACGACAAAGUCAGCUACUCAAACUGAAACAGAGAUCCGGAAGAUGGAAAGCGUCCAGAGUGCAAAAACAGUCUGGUCCCGGUUAUGGAGUCUAGAUGCAACGAUCAAGAUUCCCUUGCUCUUAGUUGUCCCAGGUUUCGUAGCUGUCAACUCAAUUUAUGGAGCAGAAGUAUCGAAGGAGUUGAUGCCAUUGUGGGUGGUUGGGCCUCUGGUUGUCGCUCUUUAUGUCAAAAUGUUCCAAGGGAUAUGUGCUUUAUACGCCUUCUGCUUCAAGCAAACCAUCAACAUCAUUAGAAAUUUACCAGCUUAUGCCAUUCUUGCCUACAAUUACAUCAUCCGAGGCAAACUCAAAGAAGACGCCCUAGGCUUUGUGUUGCGGCCCGUGGUGGCCAUCAAGAACAUGGAUUACAAAGAGGUUGCAAGAACCAGACUCAAGUUGCUACAAAAGUGGGUUAUUGAGAAAUACCUGGAUUUCGUGGAAUCAAUAUGGCCUUAUUACUGCAGAACUAUCCGGUUCUUGAAGAGGGCUAAUCUGAUAUAAUGAUCCAAUGUCCUGAGCCUGGAACCUAGUUUUCUGGAUUCUUGGAUCCAGUCAACGGGAAAUUUAGACCAGGAAAUUGCAAAGGCCCAACCUUUUUUGUGUUCUUCAUGUUGGGUUUGCCCUGUAAUUGUAAUCUUUUUUUUUUGUUGGUAACACAUUUUGAUUCUUGACUCUAGGAGGCUUUGCUGUUCUGUUGGUCCCUGUCACGUUUCUUGAGUUUGUUUUCUA